AUGCCUCAUGUGUUAUGCAUUAUGCAAGAAUCUGUGCAGUGUGCUCCCCGCUUAACUCGUUUCGCGAGAUAGACUGUCGUGUUUUUCUGCCAUAUUCUUUCGUUUUCGAUGAAUGAAUCUAAUUUUAUUAAAGUUAGAGGAAUGUAUGAAGAUCCAAACUUUCUAAUAGAUACUGGACUAUUACCACAAAUUGCUCUAGAAUGUCGAACAGUCAGAAUAGGUUCUUACAAAUAUAUACCUCAAGAAAAAGUAGUAAUUUGCCGCAAUGGUGUAAAACUUCAUGUACCUUCAUUAGAAAAUGAUUCUAGUUUUGUUACUUUUGAUGUGAAGUAUGAAGAUAUAAUUAAGUUCUUUGUUCAUUUUGGAAAGGCAAUGCCAGUAAUAUUCUUUUAUAUAUCUGCAAGAACAGGAACCAUGAUACAUGAAUUAUUAGGGAUGCAAGAUCUAGUAGGACUACAUGACCCCAGUGGAAAAAAUCUCGUGCAUAAAUAUAUUACAUUAUUACCAAAUAAGUUUCCGGAGAAUUCAAAGACAAUUCUAACAAGUUUAUUUUCACGAGAAAAUAAAAUGGUCGAAAUAACUCCUCAAAAAGCUAACGAUUUACUUCAACGGACAGCACCAAAAGAUAAUUUGUUACAGUUUAUUACUAUACAGGAAGAAAAACCGAGUCAAAACUUAGUAAAUGAUAUCGAUGUAGGAAAUGAUGAUACACAAAUAAUAGUUAUAUAUCCACCAUCUCCUGCAAAAGGAGGAAUAGCCAUCAAUACUGAACAUUACUUAUGUCUCGCAGAAGACAAUUUCUUGAACGAUGUAAUUAUAGAUUUUUAUUUAAAAUAUUUGACCUUAGAGGUAUUAUCAGAAUUUGAUCAACAAAGAACGCAUGUGUUCAAUUCGUUUUUUUACAAACGUUUAACUAGUUCAUAUGUUCAAGAUGCUCAAAAUACCGUGUCAAUGACACUUGCUGCCAGGCGGCAUGCAAGAGUACAGACAUGGACGAAGGACGUCAAUAUAUUUGAAAAAGAUUUUAUUAUAAUUCCUAUAAACAAAGACGCACAUUGGUUCUUGGCUAUUAUUUGUUUUCCUGGAUUAGUUGAAAAAAUUUCCACGUGUACUGCGAAAACUAGAGGAAACGAUAAUAAUAAAACUGUGCAAAAGACCAAAAAAAUAAAAGAGUUGAAGAAAACUAUUACAAUUGAUUUUACAACAAUUCCUCCUGCAUCAAUCAUAACGAUAGAUAAUGAAUCUGAAAGAAACAAAGCAGAAGACAAUGAUGAUAAAAUAAAAAUAGAAAUAGACAAAAAGAAUAAGACUGACCAAUCGAAAAAAAAUGCAACCCAAAUUAACGUUGAACUUGAGAAGCAGAAGGAAAUCAUCAAAAAACCUUGUAUACUAAUAUUUGAUUCGCUUCCUGGUGAGAAUAGAACACGAAUAAUUGCUACGUUAAGAGAUUAUUUAAGUUGCGAACAUGUUGCCAAACUUGGUGUAAAAAAAAUAUUCUCAGAAGAUACUAUUAAGGGAGAGUUUCUGAAAGUACCCCGGCAAUCAAAUUUUGCUGAUUGCGGAUUGUAUGUAUUACAAUAUGUGGAAAGUUUUUUCAAGGAUCCUAUUAAAGAUUAUACUUUGCCAAUUAAAACCUUGAAAAAAUGGUUUGAAGAAAUUAUCAUAACGAGGAAAAGGGAGGAGAUAUCGAACUUGCUAAUUAAAUUGAUGAAUAAUACCAAAGGGAAUGAAACUUCGAUUGAUUUGCCUACUAUAAAUUUCCCCAAACAAGAUGGCAAGCUGAAAUCGAAAGUUAAAAAUCGGACAGAUAUAAAAACUGCGGAGUUAGAAUCCAAGAAUAAUAAAAGGUCAUCGACUGAAAUGCGGAAUCAAGAUAACUUUGGUAUCACUGCUAAAAAAUACAAAAUGGAAAUUUUUUAA
Molecule: messenger RNA, 1920 nt
Organism: Trachymyrmex cornetzi
Lineage: Eukaryota; Metazoa; Arthropoda; Insecta; Hymenoptera; Formicidae
Product: sentrin-specific protease 6
Exons: 11
Coding region: 109-1920 (603 amino acids)
Biological process (GO): proteolysis; protein desumoylation
Cellular component (GO): cytoplasm; nucleus
Molecular function (GO): SUMO-specific endopeptidase activity
Source: RefSeq, a predicted model, not a curated record